This is a messenger RNA of Kwoniella mangroviensis CBS 8507, 1671 nucleotides long. RefSeq lists its product as uncharacterized. Gene Ontology annotation, cellular component: membrane. Gene Ontology annotation, molecular function: carbohydrate:proton symporter activity. The record is from RefSeq and is a predicted model, not a curated record. The coding region runs from base 1 to 1671 and encodes 556 amino acids. The transcript has 10 exons. Gene Ontology annotation, biological process: carbohydrate transport; transmembrane transport. Lineage: Eukaryota; Fungi; Basidiomycota; Tremellomycetes; Tremellales; Cryptococcaceae.
AUGAAAUGGUCAGAUAAUCUUAGGAAUUGGGAUAGACAUAAGAUCUACCGAUAUGUGAUUUUAUUAGGGUUGAGUCUGAGUGGUGAUGGAUGGUCAUACGAGGCUUCAGUCAUCGCUUCGAUCAUCCAAAUGCCAGCUUGGAUAACUCAUCUAGGGUAUGAUUCAACUAUAGGUAUACCCGAUAACAAGAACCAAUGGAUUGGUCCAGUUUACUCCCUAGGUCAACUUGUCGGAGGACUUAUAGCGGCCUUCUUCUUAGAUAAUCUAGGUAGGAAACCUACCAUGGUGAUCGGUGCGGUCUUGAUGGAGUUGUCGACGGCAUUGUUGGUUUGGAGUGGAAGUUUCGCGAUCGUGAUCGCUGCGAGAGUUAUCGAGGGAUUUAGUAUUGGUUUCUUACUUUUGGGUUAUCAAAUCUACGCUGUUGAGAUCGCUGCUAAGGAAGAUAGAGGUUUCGUAUCUUCUUUUUCACUUAUGACUGGUAAUUUCUUUGGCUUGUUGGCUGCAGGAUUAGUCUUAAGCUUGGUCCUUCCAAUCGUACUGAGACAAAGGACUAGAGCUUAUCGCUUGAGUAAUACAACAGACGGUGUAUCCUAUUCUACCACUAAUACGGGAUGGCGAGCAGCUCUAGGAAUCACUUUCAUACCUGCAACAUUACUAUUACUAGUUCUACCUUGGGUUCCAGAAUCCCCCCGAUAUCUAUUCGAGAAGGGAAAAGAUCAAGAAUGUAGAAGAGUAUUGAGCAAGUUGCAUGGUGGACAUGUAGACGAGGGCGAGGUGGUCCUAUCCGAGGCGGCUGAAAGGGAGUACGAAGCUAUGAGAGCGGCAAUAUCAUGGGACCAAGUUCAUGGACAAGACAAAUGGUCCGCCCUAUGGAAGACUAAAGCGGCGCGAUACAGAUCUUUCGUGGCUUUCUCCUCUCAGUGCUGGUGGGCAUGGAACGGUCAGAGCAUAUUCACCUAUUACUAUACCAAGAUCUUCAGUGCUGCAGGGAUAAUCGAUCCACAUCUCCAAUUUGGUAUAUCAGGAAUCCAAAAUGCCACUUGGUGCGUUGGGGGAAUUGUUGGUGGAUAUCUCUUAGAUGUAUGGGGUAGAAGAACGAAUUAUCUGAUUGGGAUAGGUCAAGCUGCUAUCAUGUUGAUUAUCCAGGGUGCAAUCACUAUUGGGAUUUUUGAUAAGGGAAUUGAAAAUAAGGCUGCUGGCGCUGGGUUUGUCACGGUGUAUUUGAUUCAGUGGUUCCUAUGGGUUACAUUCUUUUCUCCUGUGGUUAAUAUGCUUCCUGCAGAGAUCUACUCGGCAGGUCUUCGAGCGAGGGGUUAUGCGAUAGCCAAUGUCUUCUCGAUGGGCAUGGGGCUCGCCACGCAGUACUCUGCUUUACCAAUGUAUCGACACAUGCACGGAUGGGUUUGGAUCUUCUUUGCUGGAUGUAUGAUAUUCGCUUGGCUAGUCAUCUUCUUCACUUAUCCAGAGACUAAGGGAAUGACACUAGAAGAGGUGGAGAUCGUCUUUGGUACGGGCGCUGGACAAAGGGUUAAAGCGGCUCUUGGAAAGGCCUCUCCUGUUGAUCCGAUGACACCGGUACAUUUCAAACCCAACGAAGCGGUUGAAGACGAAAGUGAUAAAGGUGGUUCGGAGGGGAGCCCCAAACAGAGUACUAGGGAAGUCGUUGUAUAG